AGUUAAAAUAUUUCAUCCUGUGAUUUCAGUUGUUAGGGUUUUUUUUAUUAUGUAAUCAAUCUCUUUAUUAGUUGUAGGUCUUUUCAGAUUUUCUGCUUCUUCAUGACUUUGCUUUGGUACAUUGUAUGUGUCUAGGCAUUUGUCCACUUAAUCAGUGUUACGCAAUUUGUUGGUGUACCUCAGAGACUUCUUGAAAAAGGUAAGAGGCGUGCAAUUCUAUCAGUUGUAUUUCACUGUUAUUAUGCUAGAGCCCUACUGAUGUGGCCAUAAGGGGUGUGUGUGGGGGGGGUAUACAUUUCAUUGACUUAUGAUUUGGUGCCAUUUUUAGGAAGCUUAUAUCCCUGAAUUAUGAAAAUCACAACUUUUAUAAGGGCUUCUCAUCCUCACCCAUCCUUGGUUAAAGCAAGGGUUAGAAGUGGAUAGAAUUGUAUAUUUCCUUUUCCCAGGAGUUUUAGCUCUGCUAACAUCCCAGCUGGUUAGACUUUUGGGAAAUAGUUUGUUUUCAAGGCGGUAUUUGUUAAGAACAACAGAGUUCUCUGGGCAGCUUUCAAAAUGGCUACUCUUCUCCUAGAAUCAGGAAGGGAUUUUUCUCAAUGUUAAAUGUGAGAACUGGUAGAGUUUCUGGAGGUAAAUCUCCCAAAUUUUUGUGGACCCCAUAAGACUGGGCUCUUGGAUUAUUUGCUUCUCAACUUUGUCCCUACUUAGCCUUCAGCAAUUCAUCAAUUUCAGUUUAGGUUUUCCUACCCCUACUGCCUCUUACUGAGGUUUCUGUUCAUGGGUUCCUGUUCCAGUAAGUUAUGACUCUUUUAUCAGUUGGGUUGGUGGAGUCCGAGUAAAAUCUAGUGUCCAGAUACCAUCAAAGAUUAAACUGUGUGGACAAGUAUUUCCAAGGAUGCACACUCCGAGGACUGCUAAUGUUAACUUUGUUCCAUACACUAAUUGGUAGGACUUUGUUGUGACAGGUGCUACAAAUCCACCGAACAAAGAAGCAUUAGGGGUGUCCCAGGCAGUACAUCUUUCUCCCUGGAUUCACGUAGACAUGUUUUCCUAUUCUGCUAUUGCUUUACUCGAUAAUUUAAUCCUAGCAUAAGAAUUGCUGUGUGGGAGGAGGUGAGUAUAGACAGAAAUCAAGGGACCCCAGAAAAACCUUAAAACUGAGUUUCUGGCCAUCACAGGAUGGUAGGUCAGAUCUGCCUUAUACCCUUAUACCUCUUAUACCCUCUUUUUCAGUUUAGAUACAACUACUGACCAGCGUUUAUAUUAAAAAAGAGAUUGUAAGACUCAUGGAAUGGACUCUUUGUGGCAAUAGGAUACCAAAUUAUAAGCAAAGGUUAAGUUAUGCACCCUUACACUUAAGGAAUAAGCUAUGUUCUAACUGCCACAAGAUAUUUCUUUUUCUCUAGUAGCUAAACAAACAUUGGCCUUGACAUAAGUGAUAUUAAAACAAUUGCAUCUCAUCCGCCAGCAGACCCUGACUAACUGACCCCCUAUCCCACAAGCCAUACUUACAGCUUUAAUUAGAUAAGAGACUGAUUUUUUUUCCUUUUCUUGUUAGAUGGGUAAUAUGGUGAUGUCAUAACAAUGUUUGAAGGAGGCACAUCUCACAUAUAAGUGUAAAAACCCAAUCUUCAUUCUUAUGAACUACAAAAGGAUCAAGAGAUUGAUUUAAGUAACUUUGUUCUGAUAAGACACCACCAACCAUGGAUUGGUUCUGGCCAGAUUACAGAGGCUGUGCACUUGAGUGCUUUGGUGUCCCUGCUUCACCUUUUGAAGUAUAGGGACCAAUUAUAAUACAUAUAAAUGUUAAGUCUCCACCCCAGAGCGACAUGGGACACAUGGAAUAUGCAUGUUUACUUAUUACGCAUGCAUGGAAUCCCCUGUCAUGAACGUUUACCCCGCCUUAUAACCUUUUGAAUAUAUGUACUUGGCCAACCCAUUCAACAUAAAUUCCUGUCUUACCCCUUGCAAAGUGUCUGUUUCUGGGCUCUGCAAUGGUCACCUUGCAAACUGUAACCAUUUAUUACUAAUAAAACACUCCUUUGCGAAUGUAUAAAUCAUGUUUUUUAAAUUGACAACAUAGAGUCUGAUGACCAUGUCAUGGAAGAAAUAUUUGGAGACCACAGCAUCAUGUGGACAUCUUUGAAUAGAGCAGAGGUCCCUAAUGCUGUCAGUUUCACCCAUCCUCCUCUACAUAUGUGGGAUGUUUCAGGACUCAGUGGCCUUUGAGGAUGUGGCUGUCAACUUCACUGUGGAGGAGUGGGCUUUGCUGGAUCCUUCCCAGAAGAAUCUCUACAGAGAUGUGAUGUGGGAAACCUUGAGGAACCUGGCCUCUAUAGGAAAAAAAUGGAAAUACCAGAAUAUUGAAGAUCAGUACAAAAAUCCCAGGAGAAAUCGAAGUCUUCUGGAAGAGAGACUCUGUGAAAGUAAAGAAGGUAGUCACUGUGGAACAACCUUCAGCCAGGUUCCAGAUGAUAUGCUGAACAAGAAAACGCCUCCUGGAGGAAAGCCAGGUGAAAGCAGUGUGCAUAGAAAAGUCUCCAUUAGUCAUUCAUCCCUUAAUAGGCACAUCAGAGCUGACAGUGGACACAAACCAUCUGAGUAUAAGGAAUUUAGAAAGAAGCCAUACACACGUAAGCAAUCUGAGAAAACCUUCAGUUAUCGUGAUUCCUUUAAAACACAUGAAAAGCCUCAGACUGGAGAGAAACCCUAUGAUUGUAAGGAAUGUGGAAAAUCCUUUAUUUCUCUUGCAAAUGUUCGAAGACACAUGGUAAUGCACACUGGAGAGGGUCGUUAUAAUUGCAAGUUUUGUGGGAAAGCCUUGGAUUGUCUCAGUUUAUGUCUCAUACAUGAGAGAACUCACACUGGAGAGAAACCAUAUGAAUGUAAACAAUGUGGUAAAGCCUUUAGUAAUAAUGCUACCCUUCAAAUACAUGAAAGAACUCACACUGGAGAGAAGCCAUAUAAAUGUAAGGAAUGUGGAAAAGCAUUCAAUAGUCCCAGUUCCUUUCUUAGACAUAAAAGGACUCACACUGGAGAGAAGCCCUAUAAAUGUAAAGACUGUGGUAAAGCCUUCAUUUGUUCUGGUUCCUUUCAUAGACAUAAAAGAACUCACACUGGAGAAAAACCAUAUGAAUGUAAGCAAUGUGGGAAAGCAUUCUCUCAUCUUCUAAGCUUUCAAAGACACACGAUAAUGCACACUGGAGAUGGACCUCAUAAAUGUAAGAUAUGUGGAAAAGCCUUUUAUACUUCUAGUUCAUUUCAAAGACAUGAAAGAAGUCACACUGGUGAGAAGCCCUAUCAAUGUAAACAAUGUGGGAAAAGCUUCCGUUGUUCCAGUUCCUUUCGAUAUCAUGAAAGGACACACACUGGAGAGAAGCCUUAUGAAUGUAAGCAAUGUGGUAAAGCCUUCACUUGUUCCAAAUACUUUCGAAGACAUCAAAGGACUCAUACUAUAGACAAAUCCUAUGAAUGUAAGGUGUGUGGCAAAAUCUUCAUUCAUUCUAGUACCUGUCAAAGACAUGAAAGAACUCAUACUAUUAAUGUGUGAGAAAAAAUGUUAUUUUGUUAAGGAAUUUGGAAUGCAUUCAGCUGUCCCCAGUUCCUCUCAAACACAGGAAGAGAGUAGAGAAAACUCAAUGAGAUAAUUGACUUUGAAUAAAGAAGAGAGCCUUGUAAUAGGACAAUAAACUCUACAGUUGGAAUUGGAUCUCAGGAUUAUAUGUUGGGAACUAGAUUUCUCAGAAUUUAUUCCAUUUAUGAUUCCAUGGUACAAUUCACCAGUAGCCUGUUUUACAUGAGAUUUUUUUUUGAGAUAGAGUCUCACUCUGUUGCCCAGGCUAGAGUGUUGUGGCAUCAGCCUAGCUCAC
Messenger RNA from Microcebus murinus (gray mouse lemur), 3866 nucleotides. The record is from RefSeq and is a predicted model, not a curated record. Lineage: Eukaryota; Metazoa; Chordata; Mammalia; Primates; Cheirogaleidae.